This is a messenger RNA of Sugiyamaella lignohabitans, 1647 nucleotides long. RefSeq names its product Taf7p (gene TAF7). Bases 1 to 1647 code for a protein of 548 amino acids. Gene Ontology annotation, molecular function: RNA polymerase II general transcription initiation factor activity. Gene Ontology annotation, cellular component: transcription factor TFIID complex. The transcript has a single exon. Gene Ontology annotation, biological process: RNA polymerase II preinitiation complex assembly; transcription initiation at RNA polymerase II promoter. NCBI's taxonomy places the organism in Eukaryota, Fungi, Ascomycota, Dipodascomycetes, Dipodascales, Trichomonascaceae. The record is from RefSeq and is a predicted model, not a curated record.
AUGGCUUUGAAGCUAAAGUUAAAAGCUGAAAAGCGACCAAACGAGUCGGGAGAUGAUGACAGGACGGUAAAACCGACCAAAAUCAAGGUUAAGAAGCCGCGAAAGUCGCGUGUGGAUGUGGCUUCCGACAGACCCAGUACGUCAUUGCGACUGAAUUUAAAAACUGGUGCUGAUGGUACACCGACUGUAAUCAAGAAAAAGAGGACAGGAAUUCCCAGGAUCAAAGUCAAAGCAGGAAGAAAACCUGGUGAUGGAUAUGAUUCGGAAGCUCCCGAUAGAGAAGAAGACCCUGUGAUAGAAGAAGCCGUCAUUUUGCGAAUGCUUCCCGGUGAACAUUUAGACUAUUUACGUGCUGCUUGCGAACAGGGUGAUCUAUCUAAAGUAUCAAUUAAAUUUAAAGAUCCAAGACGUGCUGUGGUGACAAUUCACGACCAACUUUUCGCUGCUCAGCUAGUUGAUUUACCUACUGUCACUGAAGCACAAAAGUCUUUUGAUAGAAAAAAUAUUUAUAAGAGUGCAGAUGUUUGUCAAAUGCUACUCGUCACUGAGCCAAUUGAGCUCGAAGAAGAGGCUCUCUCUAUAAAGCUGGUUCCCCAACAAUAUCCACAUGGUUUAACACCACCAAUGUAUUAUGCCAGGCAGAGACGAUUCCGAAAGAGAAUUUCCAAUAAAGUCAUUGAAACAGUAGAAGCUAAAGUAGAUGAACUUUUCAGAUUAGAUGAGGAAGCGGAAGAAAGCAGGUAUGAACUUUUGAAUCCAAAUAUGCUAGCGACCUCUGGCAGUUCGGCAGGAAUGGCAGCUGCGAAUGCGUCGGCAAGUGGAGGAUCAAGGUCACCUAGAGCGUCCUCUGAGCCUUCAACGCCAUUUGAUAUGCUUGCUGGUGGCGAAGAGAUCGAAGUUGACGAAGGUGAGGUCGAAGUUGAAGUGGAUGGUGAAGAGGAUGAUGAUCUGCUUGGUCUGGAACUUGAAAGAGCUUUGCAAGAAGAAGGCGAAGCUGGAGGUGAUGGUGAUCUACAGGAUGAUGCCGAGGAUGACGACGAUGGUAUGUUUUCCGAGCGAAAAUCCACGACAAGUAAAGGGAAAUCCAAAGGCAAAAAUAAAUCAGCAGCCAGCAGUGGCGAUGUAUCUACACCCGCUGAGACCCCUGGUGCAGAAACUGGAGCGGAAACCGGUGUUGAUGAUGAUGAGGAGGAAGAGGACGAUGAGGAUGACGACGAUGAUGACGACUCUGAUGACGACGAUGAUAACGAAAAUGAUGAUAAUCGUGAUGACAUGGAUGAAGAUCAGAUCGAAGCAAUGUACCAUAAUCAACUUUUGAAAGAAGAAAUUUCCGAGCUUGAGUCCACUAUUGAAGCCAAACAACGUGAUGCAAACAAUACUGUAAACCAGAUAAUGAAGGGACGUUUGUUGGAUGUUGUCAACAAGCUGCGUCAAGAGCUGGAAAUGAAACGUCGCGUGCUGAAAGUCAGCGACAAAGAGUCAAAUACCCAGUCCGAUGGCCAAAAUUCCAAAGCUAAAGAUGACGAAGAGGACGACGGUGACGCUGAUCCCGAUGCUGACAACGAAGCCGAUGGUGACGCUGAACCUGAAGACAAUGAUAAUGACAAUGACGAGGAUGUUGAUGACGAUGUCGAGUCAUUGUUUUAA